Molecule: messenger RNA, 973 nt
Organism: Cuscuta campestris
Lineage: Eukaryota; Viridiplantae; Streptophyta; Magnoliopsida; Solanales; Convolvulaceae
Source: the annotation of a GenBank genome assembly
GUAGUGGCUCCUUAAUUUGUAAGAAGUGACCUACCAUACUUUUGCCCCAGGCCUCAAGUAUAUAAACUGCAAACACCCCACAACUUAGUGACACCAGAGAAAGAAAAACAAAAGUUUAAGUCAAAAAAUUCAGUUAGAAGAAGAAGAAAAAAAAAUGGCAUCUCUAAUCACAAAGGAGAUCAGAGAGAGCGCGACAGAGUUCUACGAAGGGGACGAAAAGUGCCAAGAGAAAGCGAAGUUUCUGCUGACCGAAAUGAAGCUGCCCAACGGGCUGCUGCCCAUAAAGGACAUGGAGGAGUGCGGGUACGUGAAGGACACCGGGUUCGUGUGGCUCAAGUCCAAGAAGAGGACCGACCACAAGUUCGAGCAGAUCGGGCGGUCGGUCCAGUACGCGACCGAGGUCACGGCGAUCAUCGAACCGGGCAAGAUCAAGAAGCUGACCGGGGUCAAGGCGAAGGAGCUCAUGUUAUGGUUGACCAUAAAUGAGAUCUCCACCGACGAUCCCCCCACCGGGAAGAUCCACUUCAAAAGCACCACCGGUUUGUCCCGGACUUUUCCUACCUCCGCCUUUGAACUGGGGGAGGAGAAACCGGUCAUCAAUGGAGCGGGGGUAAAUUUGGAAGUCAAGGAAGUGUGACUACUUGAUCUCAUACUAUUGUUACUACAAUUAAUACUUUAAUUUUCUUAUAUCUUAUAAGUUGGAAUAAUAAUAUAUAUAUUGAUAAUAAUAAAUAUGUUGUACGACAUGGCUGGAGUUAAUCUAGUUUAUACGUAUGUAAGUCCACAAGUUACAUGCUUUGUGGUUAAGUUGCUUCUCAUAUGUGAAAUGGCUAUUUCCUUGUCUUUGCUUUUUUAAUGGAAAGAACAUUUUAAGUUAGUAUGCAUGGUGUCGUUUUGGAAUUUUAUUACUCCAUUAUUAUACGGAGUAUAUAUUGGUAUUCUAGCCUCCUCUUAGUAAAAAGAAAAAAGAUUA